UUUGUACUUGGAAGAUGCAUUUAAAGUUGUUGAGAACAUUGAGGCUGCGAUUGUGGAUGCCAAGCGUCUGGAGACUGAUCCUCAGGAAAUACAAGGAUAUAAUGAUUGCUCUGUUUCUACUUUAUGUGGUCUACAGGAUAAUUACAUUCAAGGGAGAUCCAAGCAAGCGUACCGCCUCUCUGUCGGGUUGGGGCCGUGAAACGCCUAGGAGUAUUUCUGAUUACUUGGAUCCAGCCAAGGAUACGGCCCUUAUUGUCCCUCGGGACUUUUGCCAAGGCAAGGCCUUCCUGACCAUCGCUGUCAGCUCCUUUGUGCAUCACUUCGAGCGGCGACGCGCCAUUCGCAUGCUUUGGGGCAACUCCAGCGACUUCAACUACUCGUCGUUUGUCAAGCUCCAUGGCUACCCCAAUGGACGAUACCUAGAUGUGCUGCCUGAGCGCCUGAAACUCUAUGCUGAGUAUCUGAGUGGCGAGGGUGACUCGCUGAAGGCGUCCAUCCGGAUUGUUUUCAUUCUGGGCCGCAGGAACUGGGCCUCUUUGCUAGAAAAUGAGGCUGUUGCCAGGGAGGCGGAAAAGUACAAUGACGUCAUCCAGGAGAACUUCAUGGACACCUACAACAACCUGACCAUCAAGUCGGUGAUGGCCAUGAAGCACAUCAGCCAGAGUUGUGUGAACACGACAGCUUUUUACUUCAAGUGCGACGACGAUACCUUUGUGAAUAUCCCCAAUGUGCUGCACUUCCUGCUCGGAGGAACGAUUCCGCUGAAUGAGGUCACCGUGGGCUUCCAUUACCGCAACACUUACCAGGUCACUUCGCCGCGGAACCGAUUGACGGCCCGCAGAGGGGUGUUGUACGGACGGCAGUAUUGCAACGUGCCACCGAUCACCAAUAAGUUCAACAAGUGGUACAUGCCAUCGUACAUGUUCCGUGGCAGUGUGUAUCCGCCCUACUUAUGCGGAUCCGGCUACCUGGCGUCCAUUGAUGUGGUGCCUCGACUCUACAAGGCCGCGCUGGGCACCAGGAUGGUGCACCUGGAGGACUUGUUCGUCACCGGAUUGUGUGCGGACAAGGCUGGCAUCAAGCGAACGAACCACCCGCUGUUUAGGUCAAGUUACCCCUUUAAGGUGGAGGAGGAGUGUUCCCUUAAGGGAUGCUUCACCAUCCACCGCGCCAAGGAUUACAUAAUGUGGGACGCCUGGUACCAGGUCACCAACUACAGCAGCAAGUGCCCUCCGCCAGCAAUGGACUUCCAAUAUAACCUGCCCAAAAAGCAAAGGUGCUAAGCUAAUUAGGUGUUUUUGCAAUCCUAAUU
Molecule: messenger RNA, 1312 nt
Organism: Drosophila biarmipes
Lineage: Eukaryota; Metazoa; Arthropoda; Insecta; Diptera; Drosophilidae
Product: beta-1,3-galactosyltransferase 1
Exons: 2
Coding region: 15-1283 (422 amino acids)
Cellular component (GO): membrane
Molecular function (GO): hexosyltransferase activity
Source: RefSeq, a predicted model, not a curated record